This is a messenger RNA of Talaromyces amestolkiae, 1515 nucleotides long. RefSeq lists its product as uncharacterized. NCBI's taxonomy places the organism in Eukaryota, Fungi, Ascomycota, Eurotiomycetes, Eurotiales, Trichocomaceae. Bases 1 to 1515 code for a protein of 504 amino acids. The transcript is spliced from 4 exons. The record is from RefSeq and is a predicted model, not a curated record.
AUGGAGAUCAUCCCCGUCCCCGCGACCGACCAACAAAAACCCGUCGGCGACAUCCGAACCCGCACAUUCUUCAUCUUCGACACUCGCCUCGACGAAUCAACACUUCGGUCCGCUCUGGACGACCUGAUCCGCAACCACUGGCGCAAACUCGGUGGUCGACUAGUGGCGCGUCCAGUCGACAAGAACACUGGCUCGGUGUGGGAAUACCACGUCCCCGAAACGUUUGACCAGGACGACAGCAAAUACAAACUGUUCGACUGGUCGUCCACCGAAUUCGAGCAUGUAAUCGAUAAAUCCGCGCCGUUGCGCUUCUUUCACGAUGCGCCAGACGCAACUAAAGGCGUAACGAUUUUGAAGUCGUUUGAGGAGGUGGAUGAGCUCGUCAGGCCGGCAACAUGGCCGUUUGGUCGAGCUGAUGAACCUGCUGCUACUGCUCCUGGCGGUGGCGCGCCGUUACUCUACGUCCAUCUGUCGUUAUUCACCGACGCAACGGUCGUCGCGCUGAGUUGGCCACACGUUCUCGCCGAUCAAAUGGGCAUCGCGAACAUCAUGCGGGCAUGGUUCGGUCUUGCCUACAAGAACGAAGAGCCCCCCAAAAUGAUCGGAUACAACGAAGACAUCCUUUCAUCCUCAACCACGAAAAGGGAAUACGCCGACUACCCUGCCCACGAAAUAUAUCGCAAAGGUUGCUCCCGCGUUCGCAAUGGUUGGGAAUACUUCUUUGUUAUUUUGGGAUUCAUUCCUGAACUUGCGCUGAACCGCACGGAACAGUCGAAGAUUGUAUUCUUUCCGAGGCCGAUGUUGGAUGCGUUGAAGGAGCGGUACCGCAAGGAAUUGAUUGAGGAGACUGGUGUCGAUCCUGAGAUCAGUAAUGGGGAUAUUAUCAAUGCUGUUCUUACUAAGUUUGCAAGAAUGCACGACAGGAAAACUCGAACCCUCACCCUCUCGCAGCUCGUCAACUUACGCGGCCGCCACCAGACCCUGACCCCCCUCCCCCGUCAACGAAGCUACAUCCACAACGCCCUAUACUACACCUCCUCCCGCUUCCGCAUCUCACCAACCACACCCCUCCGCACAAUCGCAUACCAAAACCGACUUUCCCUCAAAGCUCAAACCAGCCCGGAAGCGUAUGAGAUCGGUCUUGCCGUGAUGCGCGAACAAGUCCGAAGAGGUCAGGCGACACACAUCUGCGAAAAGUUUGAGAAGUCGUAUUUUGUGACGAAUUGGUGUUUGGCGUGGAGGGGGUUGGAGGAUAUCCUUCCUCCUGCUAGCUCUGCAGUUGUCGCAUCGGAGAAAGUGAAAGAAGCCGAAGAAGAAGCUGUAACCAGUGCGAAACCUAAACCCAAGAUGAUGGUUUUGGGCCAUAGUAUGGUAAAGGGUACUCCCAGCCGAUUCAACUCGACAAUCAUGUGCCAAACAUCCGAAGGAUACUGGUGCGACUUCACAGCCAUCGACAAAGGCUGGAAAUUAAUUGAAGAAUACCUGAAAACUGAUCCUAUGUUGGAGAAUUUCUAA